This is a messenger RNA of Pristis pectinata (smalltooth sawfish), 4352 nucleotides long. RefSeq names its product MAP/microtubule affinity-regulating kinase 1 (gene mark1). The record is from RefSeq and is a predicted model, not a curated record. Gene Ontology annotation, biological process: microtubule cytoskeleton organization; protein phosphorylation; intracellular signal transduction. Gene Ontology annotation, cellular component: cytoplasm. The transcript is spliced from 19 exons. Lineage: Eukaryota; Metazoa; Chordata; Chondrichthyes; Rhinopristiformes; Pristidae. Gene Ontology annotation, molecular function: protein serine/threonine kinase activity; tau-protein kinase activity; ATP binding. The coding region runs from base 628 to 3033 and encodes 801 amino acids.
CUUGUGAAACUAUCUGGACGAAUAAAUUUAUGCAUAUCAUCUCACCAGGCGAAAGGGAUGCAGAUUGGACACUUCUCGGAUCUCCUUCGCUGAAAAUCCAUGGAAAAAAAAGUGUGUCUGCGGUACAACUGGAAGGGCUUCCUACUGUAACUGGCAGCCGCUGGGAUCGCUCUCUCGUUGUAUGCACGGGCUCUGGAGAGUGCAUGUAUGCUCGCAAACUCCCUCUCAGUCCUUCCUGUCUGCCUGUGGUGACAAGUACACCCGAGUUUCGACGGCUUCUGUUCCCCCCUCCUCCUCCUCCUCCUCCUCCUCCUCUUCUCUCCCGACCCACCUUCCUUCCUUCUCUUCCACCCCUCCUCUUUCUCUGUCUCUCCUGUUUCAAUUCAUACAGAUUUCUCCUCUCUCCGUCUAGCCUCCCCUCCCCACCUUCCUCACUAACCAAUAAAUGCCCGGUCAGUAAUGGAGGAUUUCCUACCCGACAUGUAAGCGAACGUUCCCUUCAGCCGGCGGAUUCUUCCUUCGUUUGAAAAGACAAAACAAAAACAGCAGACAACAAAAAAAAAAGGGGGGGGGGGCUGAAAAAAGGACAGAGAAAAAUUCGGCCUCUGCACUGAGUGUGAAGCCAAAAUGUCGACCAGAACGCCAUUGCCCACAGUGAAUGAGCGCGACACAGAAAAUCACACUUCUCUUGAUGGAUAUGGAGAACCACAAAGCCAGCCCUCCAAAUCAAGUAGCAGACAAAAUCUACCACGAUGUAGGAACUCAGUGGCGUCUACGACUGAAGAGCAACCCCACAUUGGAAAUUAUAGGCUGCUAAAGACUAUUGGCAAGGGAAACUUUGCAAAAGUAAAAUUAGCACGACAUAUUCUAACUGGAAGGGAAGUUGCUGUUAAAAUAAUUGACAAAACACAGCUCAAUCCUACCAGUCUACAAAAGCUCUUUCGAGAAGUAAGAAUUAUGAAGAUUUUGAAUCAUCCCAAUAUAGUGAAAUUAUUUGAAGUAAUUGAAACUGAGAAGACACUGUAUUUAAUUAUGGAGUAUGCAAGUGGGGGAGAAGUUUUUGAUUACUUAGUUGCACAUGGAAGAAUGAAAGAAAAAGAAGCAAGGGCAAAGUUUAGACAGAUUGUUUCAUCGGUAGAAUACUGUCAUCAGAAGUGUAUUGUACAUAGAGAUCUCAAGGCAGAAAAUUUGCUGCUUGAUGCAGAUAUGAAUAUAAAAAUCGCAGAUUUUGGCUUUAGUAAUGAAUUUACAAUCGGUAGCAAAUUAGACACAUUUUGUGGAAGUCCACCGUAUGCAGCUCCAGAGCUUUUCCAAGGAAAGAAAUAUGAUGGCCCAGAGGUGGACGUUUGGAGUCUCGGCGUCAUCCUUUACACAUUAGUUAGUGGAUCUUUACCCUUUGAUGGCCAGAAUUUAAAGGAAUUAAGGGAAAGGGUGUUGCGAGGAAAAUACCGUAUUCCUUUCUAUAUGUCAACUGACUGUGAAAACUUGCUCAAAAAGCUUCUGGUAUUAAAUCCUGCCAAACGAGGCAGUUUGGAACAAAUUAUGAAGGAUCGAUGGAUGAAUGUUGGUUUUGAGGAGGAGGAAUUAAAACCAUACGGUGAACCAGAACCUGACUACAAUGAUCCCAAGAGAAUAGAAACAAUGAUCACUAUGGGUUUCCCAAGAGAAGAAAUUACUCAAUCCCUUGUGGGACAGAAAUAUGAUGAUGUCAUGGCCUGUUAUCUAUUAUUAGGCAGGAAACCUCCAGAGUUUGAAGGCAGUGAAUCUGUAUCCAGCAGUAACCUGUGUCAAAGGUCUCGACCCAAUAGUGAUCUCAACAACAGCUCCACGCAGUCCCCUGCACAUUCGAAGGUCCAGCGCAGUAUAUCAGCGAAUCAGAAACAGCGACGGUUUAGUGAUCAUGCUGGUCCAUCAAUCCCACCUGCUGUAUCAUACACCAAACGAACUCAAGCAAACAGUGUAGAAAGUGAACAGAAGGAAGAGUGGGACAAAGACAUAGCUCGCAAAUUAAGUAGCAGCACUGUAGGUUCCAAAGCAGAUGUCCCUGCAAGUCCACUUGCAGGUCUUGAAAGGAAGAAAUCCACAACUGGGCCCAGUAGCAACAUGGUUCCUGGUAUGACAAGAAGAAACACUUAUGUGUGUGAACGGUCCACUGGCGAUCGAUAUUCUGCUGUGCAGAAUGGAAAAGACAGCAGCCUAACUGAAAUGUCUGCUUGUGCAAGCAGUACUUCCACAUCCAUCGCAAGUCCUGCAGGAUCUUCUGGAGUACCUUCAGCACGUCCUCGACACCAGAAAUCCAUGUCAGCUUCUGGUCAUCCAAUUAAGGUCACUCUGCCUUCCAUAGAAGAUGGUAGUGAAGGUUAUCGACCCAGCACUGCAGCCCAAAGGGUACCUGCUGCUUCCCCUUCUGCACAUAGUAUUAGCACUACAACUCCAGAUCGAACUCGCUUCCCCCGAGGUAGCUCUAGCCGAAGCACUUUUCAUGGUGGCCAGUUACGGGAACGCCACACUGCCGCAUACAAUGGACCACCAGCUUCACCAACACUGUCACAUGAUACUGGCGCCCUUUCACAAGCUCGAAGGGGAACUUCAACUGGUAUCAUAAGCAAGAUCACAUCCAAAUUUGCCCGCAGGGGCCCGAGUGAAGGUGAAGGCAGUGGCAGAGCUGACACUGCAAGGAGUAUGUCAGGAGAAUCAAAAGACAAAGAAAGGGAUGACAACAAAGAUGCAAAACCAAGGUCUUUAAGGUUCACAUGGAGCAUGAAGACCACUAGUUCAAUGGAUCCCAAUGAUAUGAUGCGAGAGAUCCGAAAGGUGCUGGAUGCUAAUAACUGUGACUAUGAGCAACGAGAAAGGUUCCUUUUGUUCUGUGUUCAUGGCGAUGCUCGACAGGACAACUUGGUUCAAUGGGAAAUGGAGGUCUGCAAGUUGCCACGUUUGUCUCUAAAUGGUGUUCGUUUUAAGCGAAUAUCAGGAACAUCUAUAGCAUUCAAGAACAUUGCAUCCAAAAUUGCAAAUGAGCUGAAGUUGUGAAGAAAAUCUGUAAUUAUGAGAUCAGGGAAGUUUCUUGUACGAUAUACAGUUCACUCUUGAAUGUACUGGUAUUAUUGCUAAUGUGCGUGAGUUUGGCCACCAACCCCACUUCCUCCCUCAUACCAAUAAACGGUUAGAAAUUUCCGUCGCAAUAAGGUUAUAUAUAUUGUGAUUAUAAAUUGUACAACCUGGAUCCAUAUGGCUUAUUGUGAAUUAGCUUUAACAAAUUGUGAUCUUAUUUCCACAUGUACAGGUAAGUAUAUUGAGCAUUGUCACAGCUUAUGUUCAUAUAGUUGUACAAUAAAGAGUAAUACCUAACAUCUACAGGUAUUGUAUAGUUGUGUCCUGAUUUAUGUACAGAAAUGCUCAUUUUAAUGUUCCAUGUGUUUUUGAGCUUGAAGUUCUUUAGCACUAACUACAUUUUUGGGUGUUAGCUAAAUAAAGAUUUGUGACUCCAUGUUAUUGAAAGUUAAUCUCCCCUUUCCACCCUGCCACAAAACAGAAGCCAUUAUGAUCUUUGAAACUUGUUAUCUGGAUGCCCAAUGUGGUUCCCUCCAUAUUAUAAUAUUGUCAUUAAUAGCACAAAAGAACUUUUGGGAAAGUUGUCUCAGGAAUUAUCAUUCAUCUUUGAGGAUGAGGGUCCUCAUCUUUUUUUUUGUGCUCUUUGGGACUACAAAUACCUACCAUUCACAUUUUCAAAUCUUCUAUAAUGUAGUAAAGCUCAAAUGUUAAAUGGUAUGAUUUCCUGUCCCAGCUGUAACCUCCUGUACUGAAUAGUUUACCAGAUUUCCUGUAUUUAUUCCAGGACAGUAUACCUGUAAUGUGCAUUGUAAUUAUUAGGCCUUCACCAAUUAAAGGAUUUUUUCCUUUAUUACUAGUGAUGUACAAUGUAAAACCACUAGUACUGGUACAUUUAAUACAUGUUUUGUACCAAAUUAACCAUGUAGGUUAAUUGUGCAAUUGUAUUUUAUGUUGUAAUUAUUGUAAUAUUAGCAUUUGACCCUGUCUGCACUCUUGUGACAAUUUGGAAAAGUAAUCAAACUCUGUCAUUAUGUCGUGAUCAGAUCUGCACUCUGAUUAUCAGAAGGUAAACUAAACCUUUGGUUGCAAAAACAUGCAGCAAUAUUAGGUUGAAGCUUUGGAUUGUAAAUAUUCUGUAAUGUAGCUUCUUUCCUGUGGCAGUUGUGUUUCAGAAUGAUGUUGAUCUUGCUGCCUUAGAAGAUGCUUGGACAGUCGUACUUGCCCCUCCCCUUUAUGUUAAUUGAGAGGAGCUCAGUGCAAGGUACAUAGGUACAUUUUCACUGGUGCACAAUAUUAAA